AUGGGAGGACAAGAUAAUGAAAUCAACCCAAGUCCUAGCAAUGAAGGGGAUGUGGGAAGUCAGAAUCAGUCUUUCAGCAGGGAACAGAUCUCAGAACUAGUUAACAUCAUCAAACAUGUUCAAGUUGGUAAUACAGGCAAUGCAAGAUCUAAAAGUAAUGCCAAUGUAGUAGCUGCUCACAAUAGAGAAAAAUUUGCUCCUAGAGUACAGGCUUGUGCCUUCCUAGGAUAUUCACAACAUCAAAAAGGAUAUAGGCUUUUAGAAUUGAAGACAAAGACUGUCUUUGUCUCUAGAGAUGUGAAGUCCUAUGAAAACCAUUUCCCUUUUGUCACCACACCUACAUCACAAAGCUAUCAGGUGUUUCCUCCAACUGCACCUCUCCCAGACAACACAAUACCUAAUUAUAUAUUUUCAUCUCCUUCCUAUCCUUCAUCAUCUCCUUCACCCUGGCCUAUUCCUAACAACAUUGCCCCUCCAGAUACAAACCCCAUCACACUUCCCUCUCCUAGGUCACUUGAUUUCUCUUCUCCAUCUCCCAAUUACAAUUCUCCUGGUCCUCUUUUACCUAUUGUUCCCAAUCUUAGAACAUCUUCAACCCCAGUUUCUAAUUCCACUUCUCUCUUACCUGCUCCUAGUUCUAGUAUCACCAUCCCUAUACCUCCACUACCUAUCAGAAAAUCUGAACGAAUUUCUCAGCAGCCUAGUUAUUUAAAUGACUAUGUAUGCAAUAACAUUUUUCUUUCUGACAUUACUUCCUCUUAUUUCAAUCACGCUUCUCACCCCAUUGCCCUAUCUUUUGGAGCUUUAUCACUCAAUAAUCAGAAUAUUCUAAGGUCAGUAUGUUCUGUCUCAGAACCUCACAGUUAUGCACAAGCUUUUCAAGAUGUAGGCUGGAGGCAAGCUAUGGAGGCAGAGCUAGCAGCUCUUGAACUCAACAACAUAUGGGAUGUUGUAAACUUGCCACAAGGGAAGAAAGCCUUACCUUGCAAAUGGGUUUACAAGGUGAAGCACAAAUUAGAUGGAUAUGUUGAAAGAUUAAAAGCACGAUUGGUAGUAAGGGGGGAUAUUCAAAGAAAAGGCAUUAAUUAUUCUGAGACAUUCUCCCCUGUGGUUAAAAUGACCACAAUCAGAUGUCUCUUGACAGUGGCUGUGAAGAAGGGUUGGAAUGUGUCUCAACUUGAUGUUAAUAAUGCAUUUUCGCAUGGGGUUAUAGGAAGAGGCAAUGACAUGGCAGAAAUAGACCACAUUACUCACUUUCUCAAUUCAGAAUUUAAAGUCAAGAACUUGGGUGACAUUCACUAUUUCUUGGGAAUAAAAAUUAUCAGAGAACCACAAGGUUUCAUUAUCAACCAGCGGAAGUUUACUUUAGAGCUGUUAGAGGAAUUUGGUUGCUCAGGAGUUGCUGUUUCUUCUCCACUCGAUCCUUCCUCUAAAUUGCAUGCUGAAUUGAUGGCCCCGUUGGAUGACAUUAUACUCUAUCAUCGUUGUUAUUUGCAUUCCGAUCCGGCACAAGGUAUACUUCUCUUUGCAAAUCAUUCUCUUGAUUUGAUUGCUUUAUGCGAUGCGGAAUGGGCUGCUUGCAAGGAUUACUGCCGUUCUAUAACUUGGCUAGUUCGUCUCCUCGCUGAUCUCUCCGCUCCUCCUACUUUGCCAGUCACCAUUCACUCAGACAGUCAGGCGGCCAUCUAUAUUGCUCGCAACCCAGUCUUCCACGAAAGGACUAAGCAUGUGGAACUGGAUUGCCACUUUGUCCGCCAACAAUAUCUCUCAGGUUUAAUCACUCUCUCUUUCGUUCCCUCAAAGCUUCCGCUUGCCGAUCUUUUCACCAAACAUCUGACAGGAGUUUCUCACAAUCAGAUUUUGCCCAAGUUGGGGGUUUUCUCUCCAUCCUCCAACUUGAAGGGGGAUGUUAAGAUGAAACGCCAUAUUAAUUUGAAAGAAGAUGAAAUGUAA
Molecule: messenger RNA, 1953 nt
Organism: Nicotiana tabacum (common tobacco)
Lineage: Eukaryota; Viridiplantae; Streptophyta; Magnoliopsida; Solanales; Solanaceae
Source: RefSeq, a predicted model, not a curated record